Molecule: messenger RNA, 2411 nt
Organism: Astyanax mexicanus (Mexican tetra)
Lineage: Eukaryota; Metazoa; Chordata; Actinopteri; Characiformes; Acestrorhamphidae
Product: urokinase plasminogen activator surface receptor-like
Exons: 5
Coding region: 122-745 (207 amino acids)
Source: RefSeq, a predicted model, not a curated record
GUUACAAAGCAGGCCGGUGGUGUCUUCCCCUUUUUUAGGUAUAUAUUUCUCUGUAUCAGUUUCAUCACCUUCACUUCUCUCUGUACCCUCCCAGCUCUCCUCAUUCUCAGCUGAAAUCAAGAUGAUCCAGUCCGCCCUCCUCAUCCUCAUCAGUGCACUUUCCUGCGAAGUGCUUUCCCUGACCUGCUAUCAGUGUAUACCCGAGACCUCAGUGCAGUGCACUGACCAAAAAGUGAACUGUCCAACUGGUCAGUGCGGCAACAUGAAAACCACAGCCUACAUGGGCAGCACUGUACUGGUGAACAUGGUGAUGAAGAACUGCUCCUUGGCUCAGCAUUGUGUAACAGCGUCUGUGAACUUUGGAAUCACCAAGACAACAAUUAGCAACCAGUGCUGCAACACAGAUCUCUGCAAUGCCCAGAGAAAACCAGAAGCAACAAGCAACACUCCAAACGGCCUUCAGUGUUACACCUGCAAUGGAGAAGACUGCUCAUCAACCCUGGACUGUGUGGAUGAAGAAGACCACUGCAUCAAAUCAGCAGUUGGUGUUGAAGGGCAGAAGCUGAUGAUGAAGGGAUGUGCCACUAAGAGUUUCUGCAUGGGAGAUUUAUCUGCUCAGCUGGCCCAGUCAAGUACUGUGGUUGGCUUGAGCUGUUGCACGGGAAACCUGUGUAAUGGUGCUACAAUCUACACACAGAACUUCCUUCUUCUGGGGCUUUUGCUUGCAUUUAUUACUCUCCACUGAAAUCUGCACCUAUUGUGCUUUUCAAUUUUACCAUUCUAAUAUUUUACAAAGUUCUGGAGCUCCAAAACCGUGUAAAAAUGUUUGGGAAGCUAAAUUUAUUGGAUUAAAAUGUAAAGUCUAUAUACAUCCUUUUGUACUCUGAGUUGCCAGUUCAUUCGGUUCACCGUCAAAGUAAGUGGAAAGCAGGUACCAGCCAAUAAGUGACCUAAGUCCAUUUUGCCAAUGGAAUGAUCUGUGAUUUCUCGAAGGAAAUGGUGAGAUUGGGAUGGAUAGUAGGUCAGUCUUGCUGGAAUUAAGUUUCAGCUGAUGAGCGGCCAUCCAGUUUGGAUGAUUGUGUCAGGAUUGUGGUCCAGGGAAGGCAGGCACCAGCACCCAACCAUAAUUGGACUUUCACCACUAUUAAAGCAGCACUAGGUAGGAUUUCUUUGAUUUUUGAUCUUUUUAAAGAAGCAAAAUUACAGCUAGAAACUCACUGCAGCGCUGCAUUGAGAUGUAAUGGUUGGAAUAGCGUCUCUCUCGUGUCUGUGCCGGAGCUCCUCUGAGCUCAAACCAGACUCUGUAAGUUUUCCGAGGCGGCCGCGACCAACGCUCGCGAGAACUGCGACCUGCUUUCCGACCUUUAGUUCUAACAGUUCUACAAGGACUACUGGUUCAUUCUUUACAAACUAACAUACAGACACUCUGGCAGAAGCUGGAAAGAGACCGAAUAUGUCUGUGAAAGCCAGAAAACGAGAAAGAGAAACUAAUCCGCCUGAAACAUUUAUUACACUCUACAACUGUAGGGGGAGCCCACGAGCACAAAAUCUCAAUCCUACCUAGUGGAGCUUUACGCAAACAACAGGAGCUAGCUCUAGACAUGCGGUGAGAGAAGAAAAUAGACGAUUAAGAAGGGGGUUAUGUAAAUAAUUUAAUGUAAGACCUGCAAUAGAAGUAGUUAAAUGGAUUACAGCAAUGAUGACUAUUACAAAAGUCUGUAACCAAAGUAGUACAGAAAAUUGAUGUACCGUAAAUCAGUGAAACUAAUAAACUGGCAACUCAGGGUACAUUUCUGCAUUUCAAAAGACAAAAUUAUAUCAGUCUCAUCAUGUUUUGCUGAUAACAAAUGUAAUCAAUACUAUUUAAAAAAGAAUUAGAUUAAUUAAUUCAUAAAAUAAACAAGAUAUCAAGCAUUAAAUCCUUUCUACUGUAUAGUGUAAUAGUAACUGCCAGUAACUGUAAUAAAAUGGAUAGUUUAAGGGCAGAGACACAAAACAGGAUCUUAGGUUGUGUUGUGCAAUAUUGUAGUGCACUAUGACAUAAUAAAUGUAAUACAAUAUAUAAUAUAUAUAAACUCUAUAUGUGAGCUUACACUGUAUUUAAUGUAUCUAAUAAAUCUGAGAAAAAUCAGCAAAUAUCCAGCCUUUGAGGAGCUAUAUCAUAACAAUUUCAACUGCUUUUUGAAGGCGACUAAAUAUAAGUAUAAAGAAGAAGCCAGUCAAAUACGAGUUUACUUACAUACACAAAUUGAGCAGUUUAUUAGGAACACCUACAUGUGCUUUUGGCAGGUAUGUUACAACAGCAAGAAAGCCAAAUAACAGAAAGCUAAGGUUGCAUCAGAACAGUUGAAGACUGGGGUAACGUAGCCUGGUCUGACAAAUCUCAAUUUCUAAUAAAGUGUAAUAAAUCA